CUAUUCAAAGCGCCAUCUAUUUGUAUCGUUACUUCAAAAUGUUAGCGGUUGUUGUUGUUGAGUUUUAAAAGGAGAGAAAAUGCAAACAAAAGUAAUCCUUUUUUCAUAAAAUUCAAUCAUGAUACCUAUGUUUCUACUUUUUAUGAUUCUGUUGGUACUUUUUGCAUCGUCAGCGUUUAAUUUUAUAGCUAAAUAUUUUUAUUCACAUUGUAAAUUAGUUUUUGGUACACUUUAUCCAGCAUAUUCAUCUUAUAAGGCAAUUAAAAAGAAAGAUGCCCGAGAACAUUCAAGAUGGAUGAUGUACUGGGUUUGUUAUGGUAUCUUCAAUGCAACUGAAUUUUUUUCAGAUAUAUUGAUUGCCUUCUGGUUUCCUUUUUACUACGAGUUUAAAAUUUUCUUUAUAUUAUGGUUAAUGUCUCCUUAUGGCAAUGGUGCCAAAGUAUUUUACAAAACUGUUAUCCACCCUGAGCUUAAUAAACGUGAAGAGAUCAUCGAUUCUUAUAUAAAUAAAGCAACUAUAUUUAGCUUUGCUGGGAUAAGCCAUUUGUGGAGAAAUUUUUCUGCGCCUUUACAUAAUGCGCUUGCCUAUGGUCUUACACAAGUGCUUAAUUCAGAUGGUUUAAAGGAGAUAAGCAAAGAUAUUGGAAAUGAAAUUGAGAUUGAAGAAGUGAUAGAAAAUGGAAAAGAAACUGUUAAAGAAAUCAUAGACAUUGACAUGGAUGCUGGUAAAGAAAAUAUACAAGAAAAUGUUAAAGAACCUGUUAAGGAACCUGUUAAAGAACCCGUCAAAGAAAACAGUAGACUUAGACCAAGAAGAGAAAGAAAAACAACUACCAAGCAAUUUUAAUGGAACAUGUUAAAGCAAAAUUGUGAUGAUAUUUAUUUGUAACAAUACAAUUAAGACUGCCUUAUGAACAAAAAGUGAACCUUCAGCUAUCAUCGUUAUCAUCCUCAUCUUCUUCAUGAAGAUCGUAAACAUCAUUUAUUAUUAUAAUAAUAAUCAUCAUCAUCUACCAGUUAGUGUUAAAUGUUUGGAAUCUAUUGUUAUCAGUGAUAACAAGAGUAAAUACAACGAACAUCCGAUGAAUCAAUAAACGGGAAAAUGCCAAGUUACAUCAUCAAAUGAACAUUCAAAUCAUGAAAACUGAACCAAUUGUGGGAUUACAUUCAUCAAGGAAAAGAUAAUACUUGAAGAGAACCAAAAUCAUCAAAUGAAAUUUUUUUACAGGUAACACUUUUCCAGCAAUAAAGACUGUUUUUGCGUAUUUAUUCAGGACAAGUUGCCUAAUUAAAUCAGCUUGAAAACCAUUGCAAAAUUUUCCAGUUAAUUAUAUCUAACUAAGCAUAUUCUGAUAUUUUUGUCGAAUCAUUAUCACCAUUUCUAUUAAUCAAAUCAAGGUGAUUUAUCAAAACAUUAUCAAUAUAAAUUGCCACUUUUCGCGGUAAAACUGAUCAAAAUAUAUCACUUGCACUGGGCAAGACAGCCUUAAAUGUCCCUCGAUCUCUUUACUUUUGAUGAAACCCAAGUGAUUAAAUUAAAGAGUAAAAUGUAGUAAUUAAAUCGCAACAAUUUUCCUACCUGUAACACCUACUACUAAUUUUACCUUUUUUAUAUUCAUCAAUUGUCAUGAUUAAUUUACCUUGGAAAGUCCUUUAACGAAUGAACUUGUUCCAAUUGAUGAAAGUUUCAUCAUGAAGCUGUUUUUUUUUGUAAAUUGAAUAAAAGAUUUGUCAAUUAAACUUAA
Molecule: messenger RNA, 1745 nt
Organism: Tetranychus urticae (two-spotted spider mite)
Lineage: Eukaryota; Metazoa; Arthropoda; Arachnida; Trombidiformes; Tetranychidae
Product: receptor expression-enhancing protein 2
Biological process (GO): endoplasmic reticulum tubular network organization
Cellular component (GO): endoplasmic reticulum membrane; cytoplasmic microtubule; endoplasmic reticulum tubular network
Molecular function (GO): microtubule binding
Source: RefSeq, a predicted model, not a curated record